Molecule: messenger RNA, 1982 nt
Organism: Musa acuminata AAA Group (dessert banana)
Lineage: Eukaryota; Viridiplantae; Streptophyta; Magnoliopsida; Zingiberales; Musaceae
Product: FRIGIDA-like protein 3
Exons: 4
Coding region: 159-1775 (538 amino acids)
Source: RefSeq, a predicted model, not a curated record
UGGUCUCUCUGAUACAUAAAGGACAAGCAUCCGUCGUCAUCGGCCUCUUUUGCUCUCUAUUCCUUGCAUCGGUUAGCCAUGUGGAUGGGCUGCAGCUCCCGCUCGCUGCUCCAUCUCGGUCCGAUCUCGUGAUCUCGACAGCCGCUGUUUCCUGAACUAUGGAUGAUACACAAUCAGUUGCAACACUUUUUGAUUCUACAACAUCAAAAAUACAGCAGUUACAACAGGCAUUUGCUGAACUUGAGCGUCACAGUGCCAUAUCCUUGAACUUAAAAUGGAAAGAACUUGAAGAACAUUUUCAUGGACUCGAGAAGUCUCUAAAGACAAGGUUUGACGAGUUGGAGGAUCAGGAAAAAGAAUAUGUUACAGAAGUCACUGAAGCCCAGCAAAUGUUGGAGAAGCAGGAGACUGCCGUUGUGGCCAAGGAGCUUGCAUCUCUGGAACGGUUGCAGGAAAAAAGAGAUGCUGCUCUAUCUGUUUUGUUUGAUAAACACGGAACUUCUUCUUUGGAACCUGUUGUUAAGGGGGUGAACAACAGCAUGACUGAUCUUAUUUUAAAAGAAAACUCUGGUGUUGGAGCUGCCAAAUCUGGCAUGGAAGAUGUAUGUCCUGCAGAAAAAGGAAGUGUGUGCAUUGAGCAACCUACAGAGCUGAUGAAACUAUGUGAAGAAAUGGAUGCACAAGGACUACAUAAAUUCAUUUCAGAUAAUCAUAAAAACGUAAUCUCUAUACGUGAGGAAAUUCCAGUGGCAUUAAAACGUGCAGCCAAUCCUUUCAGCUUGGUUUUAGAUUCCUUGAAAGGCUUCUAUGCUGGAGAAAUUCUAAGUUCAGAUGGAAAAAAAGAUGUAAGCCUAUUGGGCCUGCGGAGGACUUGUCUCAUGUUAAUGGAAUCUCUUGAACAACUGUUGGCUGAUGGUGUACCAGAUUCCCUUUUUGAUAACCAAAGACUUACAUCAGAUAUCAAAGAGAAAGCAAAGGUGAUAGCUAAAGAAUGGAAGCCAAAGUUGGAUCAACUUGACAUUGAAGCCAGUAGUGGAAACUCAUUGGAAGCACAUGCAUUUCUACAGCUUUUGGCUACUUUUGAUAUUGAUUCACAAUUUGAUCAAGAUGAAAUCUGCAAACUUAUUCCAGCUGUUACACGGCGCCGUCAAACUGUUAACUUGUGUCGUUCACUUGGUUUGUCACAUAAAAUGCCAGGUUUGAUUGAAGUUCUACUGAAUAGUGGGAGGAAAAUUGAGGCCGUUAAUCUUGCCUAUGCAUUUAAACUCACAGAACAAUUUCCACCAGUGCCAUUACUUAAAGCAUAUCUGAAGGAGGCGAAAAAAGUUUCACAGGUCAAAGCUGGAAGCAUGUCUCCUGGUGUGCAGAAUGAAAUGAAUGAACGGGAACUAUCUGCCCUUAAAGCGGUCAUCAAAUGCAUUGAAGAGCACAAACUUGAGGAGCAAUACCCUGUUGAUCCGCUUCAGAAGCGCAUCCUUCUGCUAGAGAAGGCAAAGGCCGACAAGAGGAGGGCUGCUGAAGCUGCAAAGCCGCAAACCAAGAGACCCCGUGCCAAUGGCAGCAGUUACCCUCGUAUUAACAUCAUGCCUGACAAAAGCUUCCAUCGAUCACCCUUUGAGAGGUACCCAUACGCAUAUGAUAGGCAGUACGUUUAUGCUGCUGAAACUCAUCAUCCUACGCCAAUGGGUUCUGCGCCAUAUACCAUCCCCCGCACACAUUCCACGUUCUAUGGUAAUGUCCACCAGGUCCAGUACCAGACCGCCUAUCUUUAUUAAUGGAGAAAGCUGCAGGAAUCAUGAUAUCUUCUAACAAGUAGCUUUUAGUCCUUAGUGUACCUAAUAUAUGUUAACUAAAUUUGUAGCCAGAAGAUUAGUCUGUUUAUUAUGUUGGAAGUGUAUCACCAUGUUCAACAGUUGAAGCUUAUGUGUUUAUAUGCUAUCGACUGAUUGACAUAUAUUUCUAGUAUCCAGUUUGAUCGCCUA